Messenger RNA from Rosa rugosa (rugosa rose), 1065 nucleotides. RefSeq lists its product as uncharacterized. Bases 363 to 725 code for a protein of 120 amino acids. The record is from RefSeq and is a predicted model, not a curated record. The transcript has a single exon. Lineage: Eukaryota; Viridiplantae; Streptophyta; Magnoliopsida; Rosales; Rosaceae.
CCCCACCCAUUUUGAAAUCCAGAACCAAGAGAGAAACCUCUUCCCUAUUCAAUCCUCUCCCUUUUUUUCUUCCUCCAAUAAAAGCCAAAAAGAAAAGGCCAACCCUUUUGAAUUUUGAUGAUCUUACGCUCCUUCACACAUCUAUAAUACACACCCCAUCGACAUCUUCCUUUUAUAGUCUCCAAUAAUUCACAAGCACACAUCAUCCUUCAGACAAACGCGUCUCAAACACACCGGUCUAAUUUUAUAAACCGCCCCCUACUACUCACUAGCUAGCUCCAUCAACCCUAAAGCUAGAUCACCAUCAACCCUAAAGCUCACCAUCAACAAAGUCAAACAACAAAACACCACAGACCCCAAAAAUGAUAGAUCAAGACAGGCAAGGAGCAGGAGCACCCCAUGGAGUUCUACUCGUAGUUGUGGUGGUUUUGGUGAUAUUCGUCCCCUUCUUCCUCGGCGAGCAAGGCGAGGCCAUAACUGAAGGCAUCGCCGAGCUUCUCAGCCCCGUCGGGCUUCUCCUCCUCCCCAUCAUCCUCCUCCUCACCAUCCAGUUCUUGUCCUCGCCUCACGGCUCUUUUGUCUCUUCCAUCUUCUCCACCGGAGAGCCCAACACCAUCCACAGGGUCAGUGGCUCCCCGGUGGGCGUCGCAUUGGUUCUUCUACUCGUCUUGUUUCUUCUCUACAAUCGCAUGUCGAUCUUCGGUGGCGGCGACGAUGAUGAGUGAUUGACAUGUACCAUGAUCGAUCUGGGAUUUGUGCUCGAGAUUGUAUUUUGUAUACUAUACUCGGGUACGUACGUAGUACUUUUUCAUUUCGUGUAUCAACAUGAAAUAGGGUUUGUUCCUUUGUAAUUAGAGUGAAUACCCAGGUUACAAGUGGGAUUUCGGGAUGAUUAUAGGAGGGUGUUUUGGUUAUUUAUGAAUAGUUAGUCGCUGACUGGCUGUAGCCACUGUCGGUGCGCGGAGGCGCGUGUGAACGCGUGUUGCUGGUUUCAAUCUUACAGUAGACUUUUUGUCGACUUGGUUUAGUCCUCUGAUAUUAAUCUUUCACAUGGAAGCUCCUUUA